AUGAGUUCCAGCAGCAACGAGGAUAUUGCCAUCAAGACCGAGGCUUCGGUCCCACCUACAUACGAAGAGGUACCUACUCCUCUCAAGGGGCAGCACGAUGGCACCAACAGCCUGAGCAAGCAGGAUGCUAGCGUCAGGAUUGAUGACUUUGGCGCCUCGAUCGAGAGGAGUCCAGAGGAACUUGCUGUUGUUCGAAAGUUGGAUAUGUUCUGCAUGCCCAUAAUAUGGCUCAUGUACUUCUUCAACUUUCUCGACCGAAGUGCCAUAGUCAACGGAAAGCUCGAUGGGCUGGCCGAUGACCUCGGCCUUCAGGGUACACAAUUCAACACAUGCAUUUCAAUCCUGUUCGUAGGAUAUCUUGUCGGGCAAAUACCAAGCAACAUGGUGUUGAGUCGAGUACGACCAAGCUUCUACUUAGCUGGGUUCAAUGCAUUAUGGUCGCUAGUCACCCUUCUUACAUACAAGGCACAUGACUACAAAACAAUGCUUGCUUGCCGAUUCCUCCUCGGUGUUUUCGAGGCUCCUUUCUUCCCCGGCGUGACAUAUCUCCUCGGCACACUCUACACCCGGAAGGAGAUAGCAACUCGAAUCUCAAUCUUUUUCACGGGAAAUCUUGUUGCCAGCGCCCUCUCUGGUCCAUUUGCAGCAGGAGUCUUUCAGCUAGAUGGCAGAGCCGGCAUCGCUGGAUGGAGAUGGCUCUUUAUAAUCCAAGGCGCCCUCUCCCUAGCAGUCGCCAUCCCAGCCUUCUACAUGCUGCCCAACAAGCCCCUCGCCACUCCCUGGUUGACCCCGGAGCAGCGCCAGCUCGCCCACGACCGGAUCGAGCGGGACACGACGAACCGCAGCGGCGGCGGCAAGACGACGAUCCUCGAAGGGCUAUCGCAGGCGGUGCGUGACUGGAAGACGUGGGCGUUUUGCCUGCUCUCCAACCUCAACGUCACGACGCUCGGCUUCCUCAACUUCCUCCCGACGCUGGUCCGAACCCUCGGCUUCAACACGACGGCCGCCCUCGCCCUGACCUCACCCCCUUACGUCGUCGCCAUGGUCGUCAGCGUGUGGGUGGCGCACCACUCGGGCCGCACCAACGAGCGCACCUGGCACAUCACGGCGUGCGAGGUCGUGGCCGUCCUGGGCUUCGUCAUGUGCGCCGCCUCGCUCAACACGGGCGUGCGCUACGCCGGCAUCAUGCUCUUCGUCGGCUCCCUGGCCGGCGUCACCAACAUCGUCAUCGGCUGGACCAGCAGCUCCCUGGGCCAGACGGACGAGAAGCGCGCCGUCGCGAUGGCCAUGGCAAACACGUGUGCGAACCUGGCCAGCGUCUACACGCCGUACCUCUGGCCCGACGUCGACUCGCCCAGGUUUCUCAAGGCCUUGGUUGCGAGCGCGGCGUUUAGCGUCGCCGUCGUGGCUAUGGUGUGGUUCUUGAGGUUCAUGCUGAGGAGGAAGAAUGAAAAGAUGAGGAAGGCGGAUCCUUUGACUGAGAACUUUUAUGUUUACUAA
This is a messenger RNA of Pyricularia grisea, 1500 nucleotides long. RefSeq lists its product as uncharacterized. Bases 1 to 1500 code for a protein of 499 amino acids. Gene Ontology annotation, biological process: transmembrane transport. The record is from RefSeq and is a predicted model, not a curated record. Lineage: Eukaryota; Fungi; Ascomycota; Sordariomycetes; Magnaporthales; Pyriculariaceae. Gene Ontology annotation, cellular component: membrane. The transcript is spliced from 5 exons. Gene Ontology annotation, molecular function: transmembrane transporter activity.